This is a messenger RNA of Hemicordylus capensis (graceful crag lizard), 3422 nucleotides long. RefSeq names its product LY6/PLAUR domain containing 3 (gene LYPD3). The transcript is spliced from 5 exons. The record is from RefSeq and is a predicted model, not a curated record. The coding region runs from base 1178 to 2170 and encodes 330 amino acids. NCBI's taxonomy places the organism in Eukaryota, Metazoa, Chordata, Lepidosauria, Squamata, Cordylidae. Gene Ontology annotation, cellular component: plasma membrane.
CCAUGUACACCGCUCUGGCCUCCUUGAAGGAAGAGUGGAAUAGAAAUGUAAAAAAUAAAAAUAAAAUAAAUAUUGGCUCAUGCUGGUUGACCCAAUACGGGCCAAUAGGUCUCAGGAGGAAGGUUGUAACUCAGUGUAAGAACAUUUGCUUUGCAUGCAGGACAUCCCAGGUUCAGUCACAGAUGGGAAAUACCUCCACCUAAAGCCCUGGAGAGAGCUGUCUCUACCACUCAGUAGGGACAAUACUAAUACUUGAUGGACAAAGGGUCUGACUCAGUAAGGCAGCUGCAUACUUUCAUUUUUCUGGAAUGUACUCCUUUUUUUAAAAAAAGGAACUUACCUUCAGCCCAUAAUCUAAAUUUUGGACAGGGGUAGCCCUUACAUGAGGCAAGGUGAAGCAGUGGCCUUAGGCGGUAGAUUAUUGGACACCAGCAGGGCGAUAAGGGGCCCACCACCAUCACCAUCAGAGCUUUCCAGGACCAAUCUGGCCUUUGCAAGCUUUGCAAAGAGCACCUCUCCUCACACUCCUUGUGUAGCUUGCUAGAAGCACAAGGAGGGAAGAGGAAUCUUCUGGGCUCCCUCCAGUGGCACCAGGCAAGGCAUCAUUUGGUGCCUGAUGCUGCAGUACUUUUGCGUCCGUCCGUCCCCCCCCCCCGAUUUCAGAGGGGCAACUGUGGAAGGGGGGGGUACUAGGAGGUUACAUCUAGCUGAGACAAAAAGCUGCACACACUGAGCUGCUCUCACAGCUGAGAGCAUCUUUGUUACAAAAAGAUGGGCCUCACCCUAGGGUGGGGUCAUCUCAGAACCAGAGCAGACGCUGCCCUGCAGGAAAAGUAUGGCAGGGGUGGGGAGCUAGGGACAAUGAACAGUAGCUACGCAAAGGCCAGGUGGGGAUUUCGGGUGAGGCAAGAUGGGGGUUGUCAUGGAAACAGGGGAGAUUUGCCGAUUCAAUUAGAUAAAUACAGAGAUUUGCAGGGUGGAGAGCAGCAGGAGAAGACGGGAUUUGCAUUGCAGAAAAACAUGAGGUCUGCAUUUAGGCAAAGUGGGAAGAGAUUUAGAAACUCCUGAUUGGAAUGUGGAGACUUGUGCAUGCAAAGGAUUCUUUGGCAGACAGAACAUCAGGACAUCUGCUCACCCAGACAAUGUCUGGUGCCACUCACGGUGUACAAAGCCAUAAAUGGUUCCCAUUCACUCAGGUGCCUUGGCCCUGGACUGCCACAGCUGUGUGGACCUGGGCGAUGGUGGCUGCAGCCCAGACAAGAUGAAGACAGUGACAUGUCCAGCGUCCACCCAUGUCUGCGUAGAAACCGUAGCCGCAGUGCAAUGGAGUCACGGGAAGUUCUCCAUUGUCGAGAAGGGCUGCGGGUUGGGCGAGGUGGGCACCAACGACAAAGCUGUAGAGCUGCAUGGCAUCCUUGCUUUCUCCCAGCUGCGCCAAUGCAACAGCAGCCACUGCAACAAUAACCUGGACAUCAAGCAAUAUGAGCUGCAGCCCAGCGGGAAUGAGAGCACGAGAGUGCCGAACAACGUGGAAUGUUACACCUGCAGCGGCAGCGAGUGCGAGACCAAUAAUGCGAGCAUUGUCAAGUGCUACGACACUUACAAGGGUUGUUUCCAUGGCAACGUCACUAUGAAAGCAGGCAACUUCUCCCUGACCAGGCCUAUCAAGGGCUGCAUCCAGGAUGAGGAAUGCACCAAGGCCACAAAAGGAAGCACAGCCAUCAACCUUCUAGGCUCCUGUUGCUCAGGAAGCCUCUGCAAUGCUGACCUCUCCAACAAAACACACUUUGCUGCCCGCAUUCCACCACUGGUACUCCUGACAGCGGCGCCAGGCACCAAGAACAACACUCCUGCCACAACGGCUUCUGGGUACACUCACUCCAGCAUGCCAGCCCCUUCCACCACCAGCAAGACCACCCGUUCUGUCACUGCGACCCCAUCAUGGCCCAGCCAUGAUGGUGACCAUGCCCACCAUCAUGGCCAUGGUGACCAUGACGAUUACCAUGAUCACGACGAUCAAGAAAUCACCUUGGAGAAAAAUGGGAGCCACAUCACAACUGUGAAAGUUGAAGAGCGACAAAACCAAAUCUCUCAGAAGCCAAGCGGCAGCUCAACAGCCUUGAGUGCGUCCAUCAUCCUGGUCCUGCUGCUUGUUGGGUUGCUUCUCUAAGGGAAAAUCAAGGAGGUGGGAUGAUAUUCAACCUCUUUCCUUCUCCCUCGCUUCAGGCCCAUCCAAACACAUUUUUUGCCACCACAUUUUGACAUGGCUUUCCCCGCUCCAAUUAGGCUUCGGCCUAUAUGUUGUAGGCCCCAUGUUUCGAAACCUCUGAUGUGGUAAAUGACUGGCACAAAGUGUUUUGCCUGUUGGAAGCGUUUUUCCUGUUCUUAUAUGCGCAGUUCUUCUGGCCCUGUCUCAGUGGCAGUCAUUUUGCAGCACACAUUGGCCGAGAAGUGGCUAAGAGCUGUUGCUGUCCAACAUGGCUAAGUUGUAUUGUAUUUCCAUGCAGCAAAAGUCAAUUCUGCUCUUAUGAAGCAAAGUCCAUUUUCUUUUGUAGACGUGCUUUCCUGUGGCCCAUUUUCAAACAUCACUGCUUUGGGUGCCAACCCAACGGCAGCCAUUUCGUAACCAUCUUUCAUAUGGGAGUUUUCCUUGGGUCAUUCUUGGCAUUAGAACAUAAGAACAUAAGAACAGCCCUGCUGGAUCAGGCCCAAGGCCCAUCUAGUCCAGCAUCCUGUUUCGCACAGUGGCCCACCAGAUGCCACUGGAAGCCACAGGCAGGAGUUGAGGGCAUGCCCUCCCUCCUGCUGUUACUCCCCUGCAACUGGUACUCAGAGACAUCCUGCCUUUGAGGCUUGAUGUGGCCUUGCUGACCAGUUCACAAGAACUCUCUCAUUGCUGCAUUUUCUAUUGUCAGGAGAGCAAUUCUGGGAAAGUCACAGGCUCCCCAUUAAAUCCUUAGGACCUUAAAUGCACUUUCAUCCAGCAUUUUUAACCUUUGCUUCAUCAGCCUCCUACCCCUUCAAAGAAGGACAUUAAUUUCCAAGUGCAACAAUGAUGUUCAAGAAUUAUGACCUGUGCUCUUAAAGUAUACUCCUUUUUUUAAAAAAAAGUACUAUCAAAAAAGGUACUAUCAACUACAAGGGUGAUGGCCGGCCAAGGUUCUCCUUGGACUGACCCAGUGCAUACUGACUGAACCCUUCUUAUCUCCCUCACUGUGCAAAAUCUGAUGUCCUCCACUUGCUUUAGGGCUCUGAAGCAGGUCCAUGGGAGAUCCAGAACCGUUUCUGCAGUCAGUUUCAAAUGUAGCUACCGCUGACUCACUUUUGUAAAUAAUUUCAAGGACCAGUUCUUGCCAAGAUGAUGAAACAUCAGGGACGCCUGGGUGGAGAGGUGUAGCAGCAAAUAAAUGGAUUGCAACUUG